Trichoderma asperellum CBS 433.97 is the source of this 957-nucleotide messenger RNA. RefSeq lists its product as uncharacterized. The record is from RefSeq and is a predicted model, not a curated record. Lineage: Eukaryota; Fungi; Ascomycota; Sordariomycetes; Hypocreales; Hypocreaceae.
AUGGAUGAAAGCGAAAUUUGGCUGAGCGACGAAGACGGAGACUUUGAUGAAGACGAUGAAGCAGCCUCGGACCCGACAUUCUUCAGUCUCGGGCUCACAUACCAAGGCCAGCCCGGAGCGGCAAAGGAAAGCUGUUUCAGCCUUCCACGGCGGCUCAAAGAAGAGGCCGGCCUUCACCGUCAGCUGCAAUGCAAAGCCAUCAUCCACGGCGAGAUGGGCCCGUCGUUGGAGAAGCACGCCACCCUCCUUGUGUACGAGUUCAAGUUCAACUCAUACAGAAGGGCGCGCAUCAAAGAGGCCGACGUCUUGUUCGAGUUCCACGCCAUGAAGGGCCGGGCCGGGGGGCCGUCAGUCCGCCGGGUUGCGCCGUAUGGACACCACAAGAUGCAAGAAACAAUGCAGUCUGAGUCUUCAAAAUAUGGACUGGAACUCACAGUUGGUCCGAAUAUUCCGGCUGUCAAUGUGGGCUUGACGCUCUCUGGCGAAGCAGCUGUGGACAAGGUCACGAAGCACUACACCGAGGUGACCGGCGAUAACCCUCAGUCAGACGACUGGGGAAACUACUUCCAAGCACGCUUCUUCCUGUCCGAGAACAAUUCGCAGACCAGCGGUAUCCCUGCCAAGCUUUGUGCUUGCAUUCUGCUGGAGCGAGACGACGACGAAGACUUCAUUUGCGUCCCCUACUUGAAAGUAACACCAAAUUUCACAACCAUGGUGACCUCUCUGUUCUCCACAAGAGCGCCCGACGACCCAAUUAUAUUUAGUGUGGCCGAGCCUCCUUUCAAUGAAUUAGACACGAUGGUCGACAUUGAUGUCGAUAAUCUAGGAGCAACCGACUUGGAUCAGUUAUGGGACUGCACUGCAUGCACCGAGUACGGGCAUUCUGUGAAGCAACCCAAAUCGAGGAAUAGCGAGUGUAUUCCAGACAAUAUCGCGACGGAGAAAACGACCGAGUAG